CUGUCAAGCUCAAACGUUCUAAAGAACGCCCACCAGCGUUAAGGUUAAUCGGCGCGAAAGGCACGUUAAUGUUGCACAUGGGUGGGAAGACUUCGCCGUGUCACACGGUGAGGAGGGUACAGAGUUUAGUGCCGUGUAGUGAAAUCUCGACAUUUUCGUCGAUGUUCGAACUGUUUUGAAGUAAACGCCACUGUCAUGUGUUGCCCAAAGAUUUGACAAAGUAUUUGUGUCCACAAGAGAAUAGUAUGAGUUCACCCGAGAAUCUUGAUCUCGCCCUUAAAGAAUUUACUUUCGAAGAAAACAAAGGCACAUUGCACUCCCUGACUGUGUUCAUUCCAGAGGUUCUGGACCCUCAGUAUGGCAUGUACGUGUUGGUAAUAAGCAAACUUAAUGGUUUCAGGUUCUGGACCCUCAGUAUGGCAUGUACGUGUGGCCGUGUGCCGUGGUUCUGGCCCAGUACGUGUGGACCCAGAGGGGUGAGAUCAAGCACAAGACCAUCCUUGAGCUUGGUGCCGGAGUGAGCUUGCCUGGUGCAGUCGCGGCAAAGUGUGGCGCCACAGUGAUACUGUCAGACAGCGCGGAGCUCCCCCGUUGCCUUGACAACUGCCGGCGCACCUGUGAGGCGAACAGCCUGAGAGAGGUGGGCGUGGUGGGCCUCACGUGGGGACAGGUGUCACCCGAACUCAUUGCCCUCCCGCCGCUACACGUCAUCCUUGGUUCCGAUGUGUUCUACGAGCCUGACGACUUUGAGGGUGUCCUCGUGACCGUGACGUUCCUUCUGAGGAGGAGCCCAGGGGUUCAGUUCUGGACCACAUACCAGGAGAGAAGUGCUGACUGGUCCAUUGAGGCACUCCUGCACAAGUGGAGACUGAGCUGCAGACUCGUCCCCCUGGACUCGUUCGGAGCGCAGAGCAGCCAGAUCGGCAGGUCCACGCUACCAGGCAGCCACGUCGUACAGAUGAUGGUCAUCACUGCCCAAGAACCAGAGCAGGAGGCACCAUUGUGAUGUCACUACUACCCAACACUCCAUACCCCACAGUGGUCACCAUAGCGAUGAAGUCAACACUCCACAAGACCCAGGACACUAGAUGGAACACCAGAGUGAUGUCAUCACUGCCAGGACAACAGGGGACACCAGACAUUGUAUGAAAGUGUGCCAUGUGAAUGAAAUAUCAUGCAAAUUGAGCCUUUUUGUUGAAGAGAAUAAUGUUUGUACUUUAUUCAACACAGACAUUGGUCAAAAAAAUUUAUAAUAAAACACCUUUAAGGAAAAAAAAAAAGUUGACACAUAAAA
This is a messenger RNA of Clupea harengus (Atlantic herring), 1294 nucleotides long. RefSeq names its product methyltransferase like 23 (gene mettl23). NCBI's taxonomy places the organism in Eukaryota, Metazoa, Chordata, Actinopteri, Clupeiformes, Clupeidae. The record is from RefSeq and is a predicted model, not a curated record. The transcript is spliced from 5 exons. The coding region runs from base 422 to 1006 and encodes 194 amino acids. Gene Ontology annotation, cellular component: cytoplasm; nucleus.